UAUAGGCUGCCUUACAGCUGGGAAGUUCUGGAGGGCCAUCAGUGGACGCUGCUGGAUGGCUCAGAGAAGAUAGAAGAGGAUUACUGUAACCCCAAAAAAGCAUACAGCACGGUGGAUGUAGAAGCGGUGUGCUUUGGCACAAUGACGCGUGGACUCCAGAAGGUCAGGCGUCUCUCCUCCGCCUCCUCAGUCCUCCAGCCCACCUUCCUGCUCACCACCGAGUGGCUCUGGUACUGGGAGGAUGAGCAUGGGAACUGGAACCAGUACGAUUCACCACCCAACAGCAGCACAGAGCUGGAGCAGAAGUUCCAGAACGACCCCCAGGAGGUGGUGGAGUUCACCGCAGGGUCCCAGACCUACACACUCAGCCUCCAGGACAUGAUCCAGACCAAUAAGAAACACGGCACCAAGAGGGUGGUGAGGCGACGGCCUCGGUUCCGGUCCUCCGCCGACGUACAGGUCAUCAGGACAAGAAGGCCUCCAAAUGGUCCACCAAAUGUCCAAACUUUUCCCAGUCACUGGGACAAGACCCAGGUUCCUGAGACAGGAUACAAGAAAGUACUGCUGCAAGAUUCAUCCGAAGAAUACAAAGAGGUGGAGACGCUGUUUCGUCAGACGAUGACCGACUUUGACAUCGUGAAGAUCGAGAGGAUUCAGAACAAGAGUCUCUGGGACCACUUUCGGUUGCAACAGGAACAAAUGAAGACGAGGAACGGCGGGUGUUCCGUGGCCGAGAAGAAGCUGUUCCACAGCACAGACUCCAAGUAUAUCGACGACAUCUGCUGCUCGAACUAUGACUGGAGAAUCUGCGGAACACACGGAACCGCCUACGGCAAGGGCAGUUACUUUGCCCGGGACGCCAGCUACUCCCACAAAUGCACUGGGAACACCUCGACGGUCCACUCCACGUUCGUGUCCCGGGUGCUGGUGGGCCACCACACCCUGGGCUCGGCCGGCUACGUGCGCCCGCCCUCCAAAGACGGUGGGGACACCCUCUUCUACGACAGUUGUGCUGAUGACAUCCUCUCUCCCUCCAUCUUUGUCGUCUUCGACCAGCCUCAGAUCUACCCGGAGUUCCUGCUCACAUACAAGGAGAAAGCGUUGGCCUUCAAGCCAAAUGUCCAAGCCUUUCCUAGUCACUGGGACAAGUCCAAGGUUCCUGCGACUGGACACGAGAAAGUUCUGCUGCAAGAUUCGUCCGAAGAAUACAAGGAGGUGGAGACGCUGUUUCGUCAGACAAUGACCGACUUUGACAUCGUGAAGAUCGAGAGGAUUCAGAAUAAGAGUCUCUGGGACCACUUUCGGUUGCAACAGGAACAAAUGAAGACGAGGAACGGCGGGUGUUCCGUGGCCGAGAAGAAGCUGUUCCACAGCACAGACUCCAAGUAUAUCGACGACAUCUGCUGCUCGAACUAUGACUGGAGAAUCUGCGGAACACACGGAACCGCCUACGGCAAGGGCAGUUACUUUGCCCGGGACGCCAGCUACUCCCACAAAUGCACUGGGAACACCUCGACGGUCCACUCCACGUUCGUGUCCCGGGUGCUGGUGGGUCACCACACCCUGGGCAUGGCCGACUACUUGCGUCCGCCCUCGAAGGACGGCGGGGACACCCUCUUCUACGACAGCUGCGUGGACAACAUCCGCUGGCCCUCCAUCUUUGUCAUCUUCGACCCGCCUCAGAUCUACCCGGAGUUCCUGCUCACGUACAAGAAGAAGGCAUUGCCCCUCAAGAAAACAGACAACUGGUUUAGCUGGCAAAGGUUAAUGGCGGUCUGUUGUUGUAAAUUGCAACAGAGUUCCGGCACUUAAUUAAUGAAUAAAUAUCAACUAUCGCGCGAUGCUGUUUAAAAAUAGCAUUAACCCAGCUCUCCUACUCUCUCUUCAUUGCGUUCUUCAUCAAAUCAAAACGUAGCCUAAUAUUGUGUCCUGGCCCCGCCUGCACAAAUACGCGGCUAUCUGCCUAUCUUUAACCUGUAAUUUUCAAACGUUAUGUUUUCAGUGCUGGUGGUCCUCAUAUCUCCUGUCUGGGUCGAGGCUGGUGCUUCACACAUGCCAGUCAGUACGAAGCAACCAUCAAUGAUAAUGAACUUUGAACAAGACAAAACAAAUUCAGUUAUUUGAAAUAAUUUCUGACUGGCACCACAGCGAGUGCAGUAGCAGGCUUCGCUUUGUCUGGUAUUAAUUACUACAUUGCCAUUGACCCACUCAAAAGACGAUUUGACCGUGAAGAUGAAUGCCCAUAUGAAGAAAUUCUAAACAAGAAUCCCGUAAAACUAGUCACUGAUUAAAGCGCUAUGCGCAAAUUGUUUGAUGACUGUGAGAUACAGGUGCGUAGCCUUGACGUACUAGGUCUUGUAGCGGACACCUAUGGAGUUUAUUAUAUCCAAUCUUGUUGCAAAUUAUCCUGGAGGACAUUGCUCUCGAAUUCACCAAAUCAGGAGCUGAUAAUGUUCUCAAAGCAAAAGAGUUGAUGGACUUUCUGAAAUAAGAGGUGGGGAGUAGAGAAAGAAUGGUGAAUCUCAUUUAGAAGAAAGAAGUCUCUCAGAACAAAUGGAGGAAUGCUGGCACUGACAAGGAACGCACGCCAGAGCGCAGGACGAGAAGGCCCAACUUCAGAACCAUGACAUCCUCAGCUGCGGCAUUCCAUAUGUAGAGUCUGAAUGACAGCGACUGUUUGUUUUGUGGCAAACCUGAUCCCAGAUCUCCUGGCUUUACUGAAUUAACAGUGGAUAUUAGGAGAGAAAGUUGAAACGAUUAGGCAGAUUUUUUGUUUGUUUAGGGCCCAGACACAUUGUGCGUAACUGCAAGGCGCAUGGUAUUGAAUAUGCACUGUGUGGCAAACAUCAUAAAACAAUUUGUACCCAAAAGUCAACCCAGAAAAUAGAGACCACGACCUGCAACAGAGGUAGACACUGCUCAAACUCAAUGUUCAGUUUCGCUAGUGAUGGCAAUAGUAAAGCAGCGCUGUUAUAAAAUGGCAACCAUUUUGGUAGAUACGCCACGACAAAGCCAAAUUGCAAAAUGCUUGUUAGAUGGGGGAAGUCGAUUUAGCUUUAUCCGUGAAGAGAUUUCUUAAGCUUUGAACCUGCCAGUAGUGGGUACAGUUAGUACUUUUGUCCUUUUGAUUUCUUACACUUUGGGCCGUUGUUGGCUAGCCGGGUCCUACCAGACUCUCGUACUUUAAUUUGCACAGAGAGUCUUGCCAUUCUCCAUUGACAAACGUUAAAUCACUUGGAGGCGGCCGUCUGUUGGAGUUUAAAACUAUUGGAUCUGCCCAGUGCCACUAUGGAUCUGCCAUAACCAAUCGCUAACGUUUGACUAGAACUGAAACUAGCACACAACCUCAACGUCAUUGCUCUCAUUCACUCCCUCUGUGCAAUGAAUGGACCGGCAAAAAUGUGGCCCAAUAAAAACCGCGAAUAAAGCGCAAACCCAGACGUAGUACUGAAGCAAAAUCAACCAGGCUAGUUGUUGGCCGUACAUAGCAUUCUGCUAAUGAAUGCUGAUGGAUCAGGGAUGGACUUGCGACUGAUUACAACCAGAGACCCCGCUUGAUGGCAUCUGAAGCUGAAGCAGAGUCAGAAACAUUAUCUUAAGGAGGACUUUCCGUCAAAGUUAAUUGUUAUAUAUUAUUUGCAUAUAUAUAUAUAUAUAUAUUAUUUAAUAUAUUAUAUACAGAACUUGCCGUAGAGCAGGACCUCUGGCCGUGACGUCAUCAUCUUUUUAAACAGAUUUUUAGAACGGAUAAAGUAACUUGUAUGUGUAUUAUCUUAGCCCCCCCCUUUUGAAUGCAACUUUCAAAUUACUUGGCAAAAUUAUGGGAUUUGAGGGUGUAACCCUGUUGACUCCCAUUCAUUCUGCACUCACCGGCGAGCACCCAAGCAUGGACAGAGAUGUGUUACCACAACCAGGUCAGAAACCGGAAGUUACCAGUGGAGAAACCGGGAGUUACAAGAGAGUGCCGGUUCUCUUCAUAUUAGACAUUCUCUGUAACAACUCACGUCACGUGGUGGUACCCCUUUAAUCUUAUUGCCUUGUCCUGCGUACUAUGGUGAGGGUUUCAGUGCGCCCUAAAAAUGUAUCCCCCGGCCCCUCCCUUCUCCGUUCCAUUUUGGAACAUGUUUGGUUUCAUUUAGCUUGUUUCAAAUAUUUUUAUUAAUUAAUUAAGGGCAUCACCAGAGGGUGCCCCCAACACAUGAUCUCGUUCACCGUUGAGGCGUCACCACAGCCCUAGCAGUUUUGGAGAUACUCUAUUUACUUUGGGUACAUUCUUUUCUGAAAAAAUGUGUUUUCCCCUGGUAUUGAAAAUGGUAUAGAAUAUCCAUAUUUUUCCAUGUAUAGGAUCGAAGUUAGAAAAUCCAGUAUUGUGACAACAAUACUAUAAACGCGAUUGUGAUUAUUCAGUUAGACCUACAAGAUACUUGAAAGGUAAAAAAUGAAGAUGUUUGCUACUA
Molecule: messenger RNA, 4457 nt
Organism: Gadus morhua (Atlantic cod)
Lineage: Eukaryota; Metazoa; Chordata; Actinopteri; Gadiformes; Gadidae
Product: protein mono-ADP-ribosyltransferase PARP12
Exons: 11
Coding region: 142-1812 (556 amino acids)
Cellular component (GO): nucleus
Molecular function (GO): zinc ion binding; NAD+ poly-ADP-ribosyltransferase activity
Source: RefSeq, a predicted model, not a curated record